This is a messenger RNA of Andrographis paniculata, 2250 nucleotides long. RefSeq names its product zinc finger CCCH domain-containing protein 5. The record is from RefSeq and is a predicted model, not a curated record. The transcript has 9 exons. Bases 94 to 2106 code for a protein of 670 amino acids. Gene Ontology annotation, cellular component: spliceosomal complex; U2AF complex. Gene Ontology annotation, molecular function: pre-mRNA 3'-splice site binding; metal ion binding. NCBI's taxonomy places the organism in Eukaryota, Viridiplantae, Streptophyta, Magnoliopsida, Lamiales, Acanthaceae. Gene Ontology annotation, biological process: mRNA splicing, via spliceosome.
AAAUAAAAAAUCCAAUUAGGCAAUUCUAUACAGAGGAGUUUCAAAAUUGAGCCUCAGGAUUCAAUCCCCAAAUUCUAAAACCCUAACGAUGUGAUGUCUGAUCGGGAAGGCAUGGAUAACGAGAUCGAAGAAAAACAAGCAGAAAAUAAUGACGACGACGGUAAUUGCGAUAACACGAUUAUCGCGUUCACCGGGAUGAAGGCAAGCAGCGGGAAGGAGAGGCGGAAGUUAGCCAAGAAGGAGAGGAGGAAGAAAAAGAGACGGGAGAUGGCAGAAUUGGCGCUCCGGGAGGAGGAGGCUCGGCUUAACGACCCCGAAGAAGUGAUGAGGCUUCAAGCUGAGGAGGAGCAGGAAAAGUUGAGACUGGAAAAGGAAUGGAAGGAAUUCGAGGAGAGGGAGAGGAAGAUUAUGGAAGAAUGGGACAGGAGAAAGGCGGAGGAGCAGACGGAGGAGGAGGAGAGAAGAAGGAAAGCUGCAGAGGAAGAAGAACACUCGAAACAAAACCUGGUUGGAGAUGAAAAUGAAGAAGAUGAAAAUGGCUGGGAGUAUGUGGAAGAUGGGCCUCCUGAGAUUAUUUGGCAGGGCAAUGAAAUUAUUGUCAAGAAGAAAAGGAUCAGGGUGAAAAAGAAGGAUAAAAGCCAACAUAUUGCAGAAGAGGAUCCAAAUAGACCCACAUCAAAUCCUCUACCCCCACAGUCUGAAGCUUUUGCUGAUUAUAAGAAUCUUUCAGCUCAAGAGCUACUGGAAAAUGUUGCUCAGGAGACUCCCAACUUUGGAACGGAGCAGGAUAAAGCUCAUUGUCCAUUCCACCUUAAAACUGGAGCAUGUCGAUUUGGUUCACGUUGUAGCAGAAUUCACUUUUAUCCUGACAAGUCCUGCACGUUGCUAAUUAAGAACAUGUACAAUGGCCCUGGCCUUGCUUGGGAGCAGGAUGAGGGUCUUGAGCACACAGAUGAAGAAGUUGAACGUGCCUAUGAAGAGUUCUAUGAGGAUGUGCACACAGAGUUCUUGAAAUUUGGGGAGAUUGUAAAUUUCAAGGUAUGCAGAAAUGGCUCAUCUCAUUUGCGGGGAAAUGUCUAUGUGCACUAUAAGUCAUUGGAUUCUGCUGUGAUGGCAUAUCAAUCAGCGAAUGGACGAUAUUAUGCAGGGAAACAGAUUCAAUGUGAAUUUGUUGGGUUAACAAGAUGGAAGGUUGCUAUAUGCGGAGAAUUUAUGAAAUCAAGGCUUCAGACAUGUUCUCGCGGAACUACCUGCAACUUUAUUCAUUGCUUUCGGAAUCCUGGUGGAGACUAUGAAUGGGCUGAUUGGGAUAAACCACCUCCGAAAUAUUGGCUGGCAAAGAUGGCUGCGUUGUUUGGUAAUUCUGAUGAAUAUGGAUAUGACAGAAAUUCGGAGCAAGGAAGCCCAAGAUAUAUCCAUAGUUCCAGCAGAAUUUCCACCGAUGAUACUUGCAGGCACUGGUCAAGGAGAUCACAGUCUAGGGAAAUCUACGAAUCGAGAAGAUCAAGAAAGGACUCCGAGGAUAAUACUCGAAGCAGCGCUCAUGGGCAGCGCCAUAGAAGGGCUGACAGAAAGCCACUAGAAAUUCUAGAUGAGGAUGCAUCUAAUUUCAGAGAGAGGCAUCACAGUAAGAGCAGAAAAUCCGAAUACCAAAGUGGUAAAAGUGGCGGGAUGAACAUGCACCGUGACAAUGGUGACAGUGGUAGUGAUAGCGACCACUAUGAUCACCGUGUGCACAAAAGGACGACACGACACAGGGAGAAACAGCACAAGAAAAGCCAUGGCGCCGGAUCAAAGGAGCAGUGGCUUGAGCAAGUAUCUGUAUCUCCAGAUUAUUGGUCAGUUGAGGAACGAGAUAAAUCUCCAAGGAAACAUGAUUCUGAGGAAUUCGAAUAUAGAAAGACCACAAGAAGUACUCGUCACGAAAAGCACCCCAACGUUAGGGGUGAGCUUGAGAAACAUCACGGCAGUCAUCUCAAGAAAUCAUCGAAAAGAAAGAGAGAUAAAGACAGCAAAUUAAAAUCUGAAGGUCACGUAUCAGACAACAAUAUUGACAAGAGAGACCGUUGGGAACCUGAUAUAGAUGAACCUGCAGAGGUAGAAUGAGUUUGACAUGAAAAUAAAACAGUUUAGUACAGUUUUUGAGAAAAAUAACACGUUUUUAUUGGACUGAGUAAACUCUGCUUUUGUUUUGGUGUUUGUUUGAGGGAUUGGAUUUUGAGUUCAGAUUUGAAUAGUAAAAGUUUUGUA